Molecule: messenger RNA, 417 nt
Organism: Vigna unguiculata (cowpea)
Lineage: Eukaryota; Viridiplantae; Streptophyta; Magnoliopsida; Fabales; Fabaceae
Source: RefSeq, a predicted model, not a curated record
AUGGAUGACUUGUUUGAUUCUUCUUUGAACUUGGAGGACACCCAUUACAAGGAAGGCUACGAUGAAGGCCACAGUGACGGCCUCGUCGCUGGCAAGGAAGAAGGCAGACAGGUUGGCCUCAAGGUUGGUUUUGAAAUUGGAGAGGAGCUUGGUUUCUAUAGGGGUUGUGUUGACAUUUGGAAUUCGGCACUUCGGCUUGAUCCGACUUGUUUCUCUCCACGGGCCAAAACAAUUAUUGGCCAGAUGGAGGAGUUGAUUGAGAAAUACCCUCUCAUGGAUCCGGAAAAUGUACAAGUGCAAGAAAUCAUGGAUAGCCUGAGGCUGAAGUUCAAGAUGGUUUGUUCUUCCUUGCAUGUCAAACUUGAGUAUAGUGGAUAUCCAAAGUCUUCUACAGAGGCCAAUGAUAUUCAGUUUUGA